Messenger RNA from Menidia menidia (Atlantic silverside), 273 nucleotides. NCBI's taxonomy places the organism in Eukaryota, Metazoa, Chordata, Actinopteri, Atheriniformes, Atherinopsidae. The record is from the annotation of a GenBank genome assembly.
AUGAAACAUUCAGCUGAUGUGUCAGUUGUUAAAGAUAAGAUGAUCGCAACAUUUCAAUACCGUCAGACGUUAGUUCAGGACCAGCAAAACUCUGCAACAGUCUUCGAUGUGGUCCCGCAGUUUCUUGACAUCCCCGGCUUGAGGUUUCUGGCAGAUUUUUGUCAAAACGGCCAAUGUACUUCAGACCCAAGCUCCUGGCAGACUGCAAGAACCGGACUUAUAAUGAGCAUGUUAAAUAACUUUUGUCUGUGCAGCAAAACUCAAAUGAGUCUG